Messenger RNA from Coniosporium apollinis CBS 100218, 465 nucleotides. RefSeq names its product NADH-ubiquinone oxidoreductase 20.8 kDa subunit. The transcript has 4 exons. Gene Ontology annotation, biological process: mitochondrial electron transport, NADH to ubiquinone. Lineage: Eukaryota; Fungi; Ascomycota; Dothideomycetes. Bases 1 to 465 code for a protein of 154 amino acids. The record is from RefSeq and is a predicted model, not a curated record.
AUGGCCGCGCGACAGCCAAGGUUUAACCAACAGGUGCUCAUAGACACCACCCCUCUGCCCGACAACAUUCCCAAAGUUACAGAGAUCGGAGCCAGCUCGGCGCCGCUACUCAGCGCUUCCUACUUCAUUGGCGCACGAUGCAAGCCGUACAAUGACGACUAUAUGGUGUGCAAGACGGAGGCCAAUGGCAAGGGGGAAAUGGAGUGCAUGAAGGAGGGGAGGAAGGUUACCAGAUGUGCGGCGAGCGUACUCGACGAUAUAAACAAGCACUGCCUGCAGGAGUUCCGGCGGCAUUGGGAGUGUCUCGACAACAACAACCAGCAGCUGUGGCAGUGUCGAGGAGCGGAGAGGCAGCUGAACAAGUGCGUUUUUGAGAAUCUGAAACUGGAAAAGGUUAUUCCUGGGACGCCGGAAGGGGAGACGCCCGUGCAUCUGCGGAAGAGGCAGAUAUACGCGCACUAUUAG